AUGGAGCAGGAAGCUUAUGCAUUAAAAGAUGAAAGUGGAAUAAGAAAAGAAGAACUUAUUGCAAUUAUUAAUUCUGUGCUUGUCUCAAUUUCUGAAUCACAACAUUCAAAAUACACUAAUUUAAAAAAUAAGUCAAAAGUUAUAUUACUAACCAUUUUACAAAAAAUACGAGAUUUGAGUAAUGAUAAAGAAAUUGUAGAUGAAGAAAAUAUAAUUA
Racocetra persica is the source of this 217-nucleotide messenger RNA. NCBI's taxonomy places the organism in Eukaryota, Fungi, Glomeromycota, Glomeromycetes, Diversisporales, Gigasporaceae. The record is from the annotation of a GenBank genome assembly.